CGCGGUUUUUCACCUUCUUCACCGACUGGUGAGCUGAGUUGCCAUAGGAAUUAGAAGCGUCGGCUGUCUCAUCUAAAGAGACAAAAUCACCUUUCAUCACCAUGGCCGAUCGUCCUCCUCCUCCUGCUAUAACCUCCUCGUUAAUUCAUCCACCGCAAACUCGCCUCGUCACUUCCGUUUCACGAUUACGGUUUCCUUCUGCCGCGAAACACUGUGGAGUUGGAGAGAUCCUCCACGCUACACAACACCCGCGACCACCGCGCCGUUCGUACAGCGGCGCACCACCGGCGGCGUUGGAGGCUAUUUUCCCGGUAAAUACCCACAGAUAUCGCAUAUCUGUAGGCCCAUGAUCCCCAUGUGGAGCCCCAUUCCCGUCUCUAAGAUACAAUUUAGAAAUUUCCGUUGUUUUAGAUUGGACAAUGAUUCGAAUUUUGUAGGUAUGCAUUGGGGAUUUUGAAUAUUUUGGGCGAAGGGGAAUUGUGCAUAACUGGUCGCUCACGGGAAAUUUGUUGGAUUGAAUUUAGUAAGGAUAAUUUAAUUCUAUUCAGUGGAGAAGUGAGAAAAGGAUAAUUUAAUUCUAUUCAAGUGGGCACUUUAUAUUGAUUGAAAUUGGUAAACUUCUUCUUCUUCUUUCUUCUGUUCACAUCUUGGCAGUGGGCACUACUUGUACUGCUUCACUGGGAACGCUGGAAAGGGUAAAACCGGCGGCAGCUGAGCCUCUCUAAGGAAGGAAGGUGAAAAGUGAGGGAGAACGAGAAGUAGAGGAGCUGCCAUGCCAGGUUUACCCUUAGCAGAGUCCGGCUGCGGGCCGGACGACUUCCCGGCCAAGCUCACCUUGCAGGUUGUUCUUUGCACCAUCAUUGCCGCGUUUGGUGGAUUCAUGUUUGGUUACGACGUUGGUAUUUCAGGUGGAGUUACAGCGAUGGACAGUUUCUUGAAACCUUUCUUCCCACAUGUUUACAUCAAGAAGCACACGGCCAGAUCGAACAACUACUGCAAGUACAAUGACCAUUAUCUCCAGCUAUUCACUUCAUCGCUCUACCUGGCAGCAAUUGUGGCCAGCUUCGUUGCGUCUCUUGUUUGCAAGAGACUGGGGAGAAGACCUGCUAUGCAGAUCGCCUCUGUCUUCUUCUUUACCGGAGCAGCUAUCAAUGCUGCGGCUUUGAACCUCCCCAUGUUGAUCAUCGGACGGCUUUUGUUAGGAGCCGGAGUUGGGUUCGGAAAUCAGACGGUGCCAUUGUUCAUAUCUGAAAUCGCUCCAGCAAAGUACAGAGGAGGGCUCAACAUCUGCUUUCAGUUGCUGAUCACACUUGGAAUCUUGAGUGCCAACAUUGUAAAUUUCAUAACUUCAAAGGUGCAUCCUUAUGGUUGGAGAAUUUCCUUAGGUGGAGCUGCCGUCCCAGCCGUAGUCCUCCUUAUAGGCUCUUUCAUGAUUGUGGAGACACCCACGAGUCUUCUGGAGAGAGGGGAGACUGACAAGGCUCGAUCCACUCUAAAGAAGAUCAGGGGAGUUGAUAAUGUCGGAAAAGAAUACGCUGAAAUCCGAGAAGCAGUUGAACUCGCUAGUCAGGUUCAGCACCCCUUCAGAAGUCUCAGGAAAAGAUACUACAGGCCGCAGCUCAUUUGCGGGACAAUCAUUCAGGUCUUCCAGCAGCUAACAGGGAUCAGCGUGAUCACAUUCUACUCCCCAGCUCUGUUUCAGACCAUGGGUUUUGGGGAGCAUGCGUCCCUUUUCUCAGCUGUCGUGAUCAACACCAUCAAACCCGUAUGCACCAUCGUCGCUAUUUUGGUGGUGGAUAGGUUUGGUAGACGGGCAUUGCUUAUUGAAGCUUCUGUCCAGCUGUUCAUUGCUGAGUGUGCAAUUGGAGCGAUUCUGGCCACACACCUCGAUGCAACGAGCAUAAUGGAGAGGGAUUAUGCGGUAGCGGUGAUAUGCCUCAUAUGCGUGUUCUUGUCUGGAUUUGCUUGGUCAUGGGGUCCAUUGGGAUGGCUGAUUCCAAGUGAGAUCUAUCCAUUGGAGACCAGGACUGCUGGGUUCUUCAUGGCCGUGAGCAUGAACAUGCUGGUGACGUUCAUGGUAGCUCAGACGUUCCUGACGAUGCUGUGCCACAUGAGGGCAGGGGCGUUCUUCUUCUUCGCCGGGUGCCUGUUUGUGAUGGGGACGUUUGCAGUUGUGUUGCUCCCUGAGACCAAGGGAGUCCCCAUCGAUGAAAUGAUCGGCAGGGUUUGGAAGAAACACUGGUUCUGGAAGAGGCCUCACGCAGCGGAACCCGCAACUCUCCUUGCCUUCCCCACUUUCGCCUGCCGAUCGUCGAGGAAAACCAUGAGCACCACUGGCGGCUGCCUCUACAAGGAUCCAAAUGCGCCCGUCGAAGCUCGGGUCAAGGACCUUCUUUCCCGGAUGACUCUGGAAGAGAAGCUGGCUCAGAUGAUUCAACUCGACCGGGUCGUCGCCGAUUCCUACUUCCUCCGGGACCUCGCCGUCGGGAGUGUGCUCAGCACUGGCGGGAGCGCGCCUUUUGAAAAUGCGCUUGCAUCUGAUUGGGCCGACAUGGUCGAUGGUUUCCAGAAGCUGGCUCUAGAAUCCCGGCUUGGGAUAUCAAUUCUCUAUGGGGCUGAUGCUGUUCAUGGGAACAAUUGCGUUUAUGGUGCCACGGUUUUCCCUCAUAACGUUGGCCUUGGCGCCACCAGAGAUGCAGAUUUAGUGAAAAGAAUAGGUGUUGCAACGGCACUUGAAGUCAGGGCAAGUGGUAUUCAAUAUACAUUUGCUCCCUGCGUAGCUGUAUCCAGAGACCCACGAUGGGGAAGAUGCUACGAGAGUUACAGUGAAGACACCAAUAUAGUUAGAAAAAUGACCUCCAUUGUUGCUGGCCUCCAGGGACAGCCGCCUGAAGGCCACCCACAUGGCUAUCCUUUUAUAGCAGGAAGAAACAACAUUGUUGCCUGUGCUAAGCAUUUUGUUGGAGAUGGGGGCACUCACAGAGGUCUAAAUGAAGGCAACACAAUGUUGUCAUAUGAAGAUCUUGAGAGGAUCCACAUGGCUCCCUAUUUGGAUUGUAUAGCCCAAGGUGUGGGCACUAUUAUGGCUUCCUAUUCUAGCUGGAAUGGAAGUAAACUGCAUACUGACCGUUUCCUCCUGACUGAAGUCUUAAAAGAUAAGUUGGGGUUUAAGGGAUUUGUGAUCUCUGACUGGGAAGCAUUGAACAGACUCAGCGAACCUCUUGGUUCCAACUACCGCCGAUGUGUUGCUAGUGCCGUUAAUGCUGGAAUAGACAUGGUGAUGGUUGGCCGGAAAUAUAACCAAUUUGUGGAAGAUAUAAUUUCUCUUGCGAAAUCAGGGGAGAUACCAACAUCCAGGAUUAAUGAUGCUGUUGAAAGAAUACUGAGAGUGAAGUUUAUUGCUGGCCUGUUCGAGUAUCCCUUUGCUGACAGGUCCUUACUAGGCACAGUUGGCUGCAAGCUUCACAGGAACUUGGCACAGGAAGCAGUCCGCAAAUCAUUGGUUCUGCUGAAAAAUGGCAAGGAGUCCAACAAACCUUUUCUUCCAUUGGACAAGAACGCUAAAAAGAUUCUUGUUGCUGGGACUCAUGCUGAUAAUCUUGGAUAUCAGUGCGGAGGAUGGACGAUAGCCUGGUACGGAUUAGGUGGCAGGAUUACCAUUGGGACGACCAUAUUGGAUGCUGUUAGAAAAGCAGUUGGAGAGAAGACAGAAAUUGUUUUCGAGGAAUACCCAUCACCAGAAACCUUAUCGGGUCAUGAUUUCUCGUAUGCCAUUGUAGCGGUUGGUGAAUCUCCAUAUGCAGAAUUUACGGGAGACAAUGCAGAGCUUGUAAUCCCCAUGGGAGGACGAGACAUCUUAAGCUUGGUCUCUGACAGAGUGCCCACACUGGCAAUUGUUGUAUCUGGACGGCCGCUCGUCGUAGAACCACAUAUACUGGAGAAGACAGAUGCCCUUGUUGCUGCCUGGUUGCCAGGAACUGAAGGGGAUGGAAUUACGGAUGUAAUCUUUGGAGACCAUGAUUUUAAGGGACAAUUGCCAGUGACAUGGUUCAAGGAGGUCAAGCAGUUGCCAAUGAACCAUGGGGAGAACAAUGAGUAUGAUCCUCUUUUUCCCUUUGGGUUUGGACUGACAUACGAAUGAGAAGGAGGGAAUUCCAUCAUGAAACUUGAUUCGUGGUGGAAGGCCGGCUGCUGCUGCAGAAACACACCGCUUUCUACUGUUUGUACACUCACUGGAAUGAUAAUAACUUGCUUUGAUGGGUGAACCUCCCUAGCAGUUGUUAAUGUCACUUUGUACUUCAUUUGUUAAAAUAAUAAAAUGUACCAUUCUGUUGUCAGAAUAUCAUGCAAUUUCGACC
Linum tenue is the source of this 4358-nucleotide messenger RNA. The record is from the annotation of a GenBank genome assembly. Lineage: Eukaryota; Viridiplantae; Streptophyta; Magnoliopsida; Malpighiales; Linaceae.